AGAAGUCGGGUCAUAACAGUGAAGCUAAAGUCAUGUUUAAUGUUAAAAUGGCUUCGACAACUAACUUCAUGAAGUUUCUUCCUCUUGUGUGCCUCCUCGCUCGGUCUGGACAAACGUUUGGGGAUGAACAAGGGUCGGGUGUCGUCAGAGUGGUUGUGAAAGAAGGGAGUGACGCCAUUUUACCCUGUUCACUCAGCAACAAGCAGAACGCUGAGGAGAAACUCUUUGACUGGAAGAAAGAUGGUCAGAAGGAGAUUUUCUUCUAUGAUGCAGGAAUUCAUUCUAAUAACGGCCGUCCAGGUCAAGAUCAGCAGUUCAAAGGUCGCGUCUCACAUUUUCAAGAUGAGCUGAAGUACGGCAACGCCUCCAUCAUCAUCAGAAAUACGACGGUGGCCGACAGAGGAGACUACACCUGUGAUUUUCCACAUGUUCAGCCAAGACAGAUAUUCCACAUUCAGCUUGUUGUUGUUGACCUCACCUUUAAAGACCGAUCAGGAGAAAUCCCAGGAGCAUCUGCAAAGCCGUGCAUCUGUACACUUAAUCAAACGAAGGACUGGGCCCUGCUGCAGUGUGAAGUUCUUGGUGCUUUUCCUAAACCUACAGUAGAGUGGCAGGACAGUGCUGCAAACAAACUUCUUGCUGAGGAGCCACAGGUCUCAGAAAGAGGAGGCAGCUUCUACAUCAUCCUCCAAACUACUGUGAUGAAGACCGACCGCUAUCGCUGUGUAGCCACACAGGAGGAGAUCAAACAUCAGAUUUAUGCUGAGACCUUCGUGUUUAUCAGUGAGAAACUGUUUGAGGACACAAGCAGCAGAGGGGACGUCACAGGAUGGUUUGGUGGAAUCGUUUUAGGAGCUGUAAUUCUUGCUGCAGUUCAAGCUUUGCUAGUAGCUACAAAGCGCAUCACAGUACGCUGUAAUAAAGGAGCAACUGAAGAGAGAGAGGAAACCAGGGAGAGACAUGAUGACAUUGAGCAGAGCAUCUGAACCUGUGUAAUCCAACCUUAGCGCUCCACCAGGUUCUUGUGAGCAGAAGCACGGUCAAUGUAAAGAUCCUUCAGAGGUGCUUUUAAGGUGUGUGUGUGUGUGUGUGUGUGUGUGUGUGUGUGUGUGUGUGUGUGUGUGUGAAUGGAUCAUGCAUAUUAGUUG
This is a messenger RNA of Micropterus salmoides (largemouth bass), 1148 nucleotides long. RefSeq names its product butyrophilin-like protein 1. The record is from RefSeq and is a predicted model, not a curated record. The transcript has 7 exons. Lineage: Eukaryota; Metazoa; Chordata; Actinopteri; Centrarchiformes; Centrarchidae. Bases 33 to 986 code for a protein of 317 amino acids.